GUGCGAGCGGCGUUGAGCAGAUAUCGGUAGUCGCGAGACGAGUCGGUCGGUUGACGGAUCGUGUCUCUUGUGUCGAUAGUGCGAACGGUUUGCUUGUCUCUUUUUCCUUCUGUGUUCAAAAAUGAGCUGGCAGGAUUACGUUGAUAAGCAGCUGCUCGCAUCGAGGUGCGUUACCAAAGCUGCUAUCGCUGGACAUGAUGGCAACCUGUGGGCAAAGUCCGAAGGCUUCGAAGUGAGCAAAGAGGAGCUUGCGAAGUUGGUACAGGGCUUCGCGGAACAAGAUAUCCUAACGUCGUCGGGGGUUACCUUAGCUGGCAACAGGUACAUAUACUUGUCGGGUACGGAUCGUGUGAUAAGGGCAAAACUCGGAAAGGUUGGCGUCCACUGCAUGAAGACGACGCAAGCCGUAGUCGUCUCCCUCUACGAGGAUCCAAUACAGCCACAGCAAGCCGCGUCUGUCGUUGAAAAACUCGGCGACUACCUCGUGUCCUGCGGCUAUUAGUAACCUCUGGGACCCAACACAAAGUAUCUAAUAUUAAUAACAAACAAUACAAUUGAUUAUUUUAAAUGAACAGCGAAUGGAAUGCGCCAUGCCGCACGAGCCGCGCCGCAACUGCCGCAAGCCUGCCGCGCGAUACACGACGAAGAAGUAACAGCAGCAACUACUACCAUACUGCAGUCAUCGUUCUCUCCACUUCGACUUAACUUGACACCGAGAAAGGAAGGCGCGCGCGCGCGUCCAUAUAACCGAUCUACGCCUCUACUAUACGACUUACUUCCCCACAGACGCCUAUGCGUACUCGCAUGCAUCAUUGAGAUACAGUUGCAUAUAAGGACAGUCGCGGACCCGCGUACAGAUGGACGGACGAACGGACCGACAAACGAACGAAUGAACCGACGAACAGAUAGAUAGAUAGUUAGAUAGACACAGACUCGUAACGCGUACACACACGUACGAUACAUUAUCACGGACGCUGCAUACAUAUAUGUACACAAAUUGGUCUACGAAUGCUCAUCGAAAAACAGAAAAAAAAAAAAAACACGUGCCAAUACUCGAUAGAGCGUGUUGUUUACGGAGAGUAAAAACAAUUUUGUAGAUACAUUGACAUGCACGUACGAUUAUAAUACGAUAGUCAUAUUCCACACACGCACAUUUACAUUCGUACGAAAGGAGAUACACUUUGAAUGUACAGACAGACACGCGCAUAUAUACGUUAAGAAAAUAAAGAUUAUAUAAAAUGAUGAUAUAGAUCGACAUGUGUAUACAUUUUGUAUGCGCGCGCGCUAUUUGAAAAUGCUCUACAGAUACGGGCUUCGGGAAAAGUGCGUAUAACUUUCGUUUGUACGAAAAAGGGACAUCGAUUAUAAUCGUGCUACAGCCCUCUGAAAUAUUGUUACAUGUCGUCAGGCUCGUGAUCGAAAAGAACGCUAUAACGAUGAUGAUGAUGAUGAUGAUGAUAAUGACAACGAUGGUGAUGGUGGUCGUGAUUGUGAUGGUGGUGGUGUGAUAAAUUAAAUUGUGUAUGUGCGUGCGUGUAUGCGUGUAUGCGUGGAAGGCACGAGACGCAUUCGUAAUACUCGGUCAUUUUCAAGAUUUCAUUCUUAUUUGUGUCUCUAAAAGAAUAAAAAAUUUUUCAGGAACAUUUUGGAGGCCUUUUUAUCUGUCGUUCGUAUGGAGAAUCUCGUGCUUUUUCGGAAUAAAAAAAGAACCGACGCGUUUCUGUAAAACGAAGAGAAUUGAAUUUGCGUUCGUCACGAGCCACGCGCGUACGAUUGUUUUUAUUAUCUAUAUUAAAUAUGAUAGGUCAUACACUACGAUCCUUUUUUCUUCCUCUGUCCAUUUUUCUCUCUGCAUUUUUCAUUUUCUCAUUUUUGCAUUAAUAAAUAGUAACGCAUUUUUACUCGUUUUCUUUGAUACAGUUGUCUAAUCAAUAGACAGCGAAUUCAAAGAAAUAACGUUAACUUAUCGUUCCUGAUCGAAGAAAUCGAGCGAGGAUGUUUUUACGAUUAGGGCGAAAAUGAGAGACUCUCCGAAUAUUUUGAUCGAGAAAUGGCAGCAGUAGAGAGAAAAAAAUGACAAAAAAGGAUUAGCUGGAGAUUUCAAACCGGGUUUCGAUAUGGUAUAAGUUUGUUUGUACACGCGCGAAAGACGAAACGAUCGAGUGAACGAACCAACGUAUCGACGAACGGACAAUAGACAAACGGACAUACAGUACUCUGAGACGAAUGAUGGCAGACAUAAACGAGAACGGAAGGAAGACAAAUCUUAUCCUUUCUAAUCGCUUUUGUGCGCGGCGCUUCGCUGAUGGAGGGACGAACACGCGCAUGAAUUUAAGUAUAAGAAAUAAUGAUAAUAAAUAAUAAUAAACUAUUGUGUUAGGUUUACAGUCCUUUUCUUUCGUAGGAUCCGAAUGGUUGGGAGAAUGAGAAAGAAAGCUGAUGUGCGAGUGUGCGAACGAAUGAGAGAGAGAGAAAGAGAGGGGAGAACGAAUAUAGUACAAUAGGAAAAUUUUGAGAAUAAAACUAGAAAGACGGACAGACAGAGAGAGCCAGGGAGAGAGAAUGAGCGUGAAGGUGGGAGAGAGAGAGAGAGUGAGAGUGAGACGAAAAAUUUCAGAAGCGAAAUGAACAAACGUAUGUGUGUGUAUCUUUGCGGGGAAGGAAAUUGUAAAGGAGACCUAAUGAAUGACAAUGAUGACGAUAUAUGAAAACCGAGGAUCGAGAGCGUAUGGUAGUUCGAGGUGGGCGAUGAUGUUUGUUUUUUUUGCUGGUCAUAACGAUUGUGAUAAGGAGAAUAAUGAUGGUGAUAAUAACACGAUGAUAAUGCGGGCGAGCAUGCAUGCGGCAGCGGGUGAAACGGCACGAAUUGGUUGCAAUCUUGGCCGCGUCCCCCAAGAAUCGAUAUGGUCCUUUUAGCUAUUUACUGUCUUUAUUAUUGCUACGUGUAAGAGAAAUAAAACGACGAAGGAUGUGUCAUAAUA
Molecule: messenger RNA, 2981 nt
Organism: Vespula vulgaris
Lineage: Eukaryota; Metazoa; Arthropoda; Insecta; Hymenoptera; Vespidae
Product: profilin
Exons: 3
Coding region: 122-502 (126 amino acids)
Cellular component (GO): cell cortex
Molecular function (GO): actin monomer binding
Source: RefSeq, a predicted model, not a curated record